Molecule: messenger RNA, 3823 nt
Organism: Coturnix japonica (Japanese quail)
Lineage: Eukaryota; Metazoa; Chordata; Aves; Galliformes; Phasianidae
Source: RefSeq, a predicted model, not a curated record
GGGGGCGCUGUCGCAACGAGCGGCGGCUCCGGCGGCGGCUCCAGGUGCGGCCGAGGCGGCGGCUCCGGGCGCGGGGCAGCACCUAAAGGACCCUGCAGGACACCGGGAGCAGAACAGCUGCCGGCCUCAGCGUCUCCUCCGGAGCGGGACAUGGCCUCCGCGCUCCCCGGCAGCUGCCUCUGCUCAUCCAGCCUCCCUCAAGCACCAGGUGAAGCUGUGCCCAGCAGCACCGCCAGCAUCUCCCUGUGGACGGUGGUGGCUGCUGUGCAGGCGGUGGAGAAGAGCAUCGAGGCCCACGCCUCCCGGCUGCUCAACCUCGAGCGCAGGACGGUGACCACCGAGAAAAAGUACUUGGACUGUGAAAAAACAGUGGUGGAUUUUGGGAACCAGCUGGAGAGUAAACUGACUGUACUGAGCACUCUCAUCCGGGAGUACGGGCAGCUGCAGCGGCGUCUGGAGCACAUGGAGAACCUGCUAAAGGAUAAGGAUUUCUGUUUGGUGCGCCUGCCCUCUGGUCUCAAGGCACCCGAGGCGUCUGAAAGUGAAAGUGCUUUCUUUGCUGAGCAAGAGUGGGAGAGCCUGGAGGAAUGGCAGAAGGAGCUGUACAAGAACAUGCUGAGAGGGAGCAGCGAAUCUCUGAGCUCUCUGGAUUAUGCAACCUCCAAACCUGACCUCCUGUCCCGGCUUCAGAGAGGAGAGGCGCCCUGCAGUGAGGUGACCUCGGAACAGAAGGAGAUUCCUACAGAACCGAGUGCAGCAGACUUCAGCAUUCCAGAGCCGAGCUUUGCAGGUGCUCUGAAGCAAAAUGAAGAGGUGUGUGCAGAGGAGCCGGAAGCCACGGAGGGUGCAGAGUUUACUGAGCUCAGCGUGGUUCCAGCUGAUGAGGUGAUAGCAUUCAAAAUAGAGCAGCUGGACUCUGAUGAAUGCCUGCAAAGCUCAGAGUGUCCCACAGCUUUACCCGGGGAAUCAGCAGUUAUGGUUUUCCAGAGUGUCAACGAGGCGCUGCCCUUUGACAGUCAGUACAGCUCUCCUGUGCCCCUGGGAAACCAGAGCAUGAGCAGGUUGGUGCCAUCUGCUUCUGGGGAAGGUGAUCUUGGCGAGAUCAGCACCAUCACGUUCUACAGGCAAGAGUAUCCCGAGGAGAGGCCUCACUCGUGUGUUGCAUGCAGGAAGGGCUUAUGUCUGAAGAAGAUGCUGAUGAUGCAGCAUCAGAAUCACAGCACGCUGUGUGGCAGCGAGCUCACUGAAGAUGAGAACAUCUUUAUCUAUCAGCCUCACCAGCAGAUCCAUGUUGCCACGGAGAGCUUCAAGCAGAACCUGAAGGUAAAAGCUGCUGCUGGCAUCCCAGCCACAAACAAGGCACGUGGCAGUUCCAGGUGCAUGAAGAGCAUCAACAGCAACCGCAACAAACCAGGUCACCCACAAGGGAAGCCUUACAAGUGCAGCAAGUGUCAGGAGUGCUUCUCUCAGAAGAAAACCCUCAUCAUCCACCAGCGCAUUCACUCAGGCCGGAGCCCGGGCGUCCUUUGGUGCUCGUACUGUGGGAAGACUUUCAGCCAUCCGUCCAAUCUGAUCCGGCAUCAGAGGAUCCACACUGGGGAGAGGCCAUACCAAUGCAACGAGUGCUUGAAGCGCUUCACCCAGAAGCAGCACCUCCUUCAGCACGAGAAGAUCCACCUGCGGGAGAGGAACUGCGCGGUCAGGAAUCAUAUGAGGGAGGCACCGCUAUAGGGCUUCCAGGUGGUGCAGAGCUCACGAGGCCCUACAGCCCCUGGACGAGGAAGGCAGGAGAGGACAGAGUCUCUGCUGCUCAGCAUUAAAGUCUCUCUAUUUAUCAUAAAGGUCCAAGCAAAGUAGAAUUAGGAUCCACCACGGCAUAACUGCCCUCUUCUUCGUGGUGGUGAUGAUGUGAUACCUCAUAGCUGAAAAUGUCCUGAGAACAAAAGUGUUCAGGGUCUCUCCAGGUCUGAGUCAGUUAUUUGAACUGGUUAUGGCAAGGUAAAGUUUAUGGAAGCAGCUGCUUUUCACCUGGAGUUUCCCUGGCUGCGUUCCCUGAUGAGUUUCCGCCAUGCUCAGUUUCAUGGGGCAAGUUGUAGUGACAUGUUCAAAAGACUUAAAAGACUCCAAGAUAUUAAAGACAUGCAUGAGAGGAAGUCUCACUGGUGACUUGCAGGGAGACUCUGGGUUUGUGCUGCAGUGACAGGGGAAUUCCCUUUUUGUCUUGCUUCUGAGCACACCUAAUGGAGGCAGCGUUGCCUGGGCUCCUCCUGGUACCUCUUGGACUCCCAGUGAAGUGAGCGUGGGGAUAAGGUUCUGCUAACCGCCUCUACAUUAACACUUUUUCCUUUGUCUUUAAUUAUUGUCUUCAUCUCUCUUUCCUCCUGAUAGCAUGAGGUAUGUAUUAGGGAUGAGCUUUCAUUGUAUCCCAAAACAAAACAUGUUUGGCCAACGGCCCAAAUACAUCAUGCAACUUCAGGGCUCACGGUGCUGCCUGACCUGGAUUAAAGCUGCUACUUGAUCUGUCUGUUGCUUAUGGGGCAUUAGAAACCUCUCUGCCACUUCCUGGUCCCCAGGUGCCUGCUAAGGGGCAGGUGGCCGGCUCAUGCUUGCACAGGGUGACAGAGGUUUUCCUGGGCAGCCUGGAAGCUCUUCUGGCCCAGGAGUGAGCUCUUCCCAGGACCUCAGCAUUCAAUGCCACCUACCCUGAUGGAGCACAAGACAGGAGUGCUGCUGUGCCUGUUGCAGCCAAGCAGCAAGGCUGGCUCCAAGCUCUGGUUUAAGCUAACCCGAUCCCUGCAGAAUCUGGAGCAGGUUGGGGUGAGCCUUUGUGAGCAGCUCGUGCUGCAGGAGUUGCAGCCCGUUUGAGCCUGUUCAGUAAACUGAUCCAUCCUGCAGUGCUUGCUGCUGACAGCUGCUCAGCUGCUUGUUUCCUCCUUCCCUUUUUGUUGGUAGUCUGUGAGCCUCCAGGGCAGGGAGCACCUUUCUGCCAUUUGCAAAAUGCCAGUUCAACCUGCAGGCAGAUACUUGACUUGUUUAAUUACCAUAACAUUAAACUUGAACGGAUUAAAGCUGUGAAGCCUUCAGCGCUGCUUCUUUUUGGUGGGUUCUUUUUGAAAAGCACUUUGCCUGCCUGCUUGGCCCUGGGUGUGUGUCCAUAGGGAAGGGCUGUGUGCAUGGCCACUGAGCUCCCAGUGCUCCUGCUGUGUUUGGAGCACUUUGCCUUGCCUUUCUUGCACCAGAAACACAAUGGAGUGGGUUUUCAUUGCGUGUUUUGGUUUGUUUUAAUGCUGCAGUGAAACCUGAGCAGGAGAGCUGAUUUCAAUGUGUGUGUAUCUGAGAUUCAAAGGGUGCCACGGUGCCAAUAGCAUCUACAAAUAGGAUGGAAGUAAACUCACUGUGCAGUUCUCACCCUGCAGGCAAACCAAGUCAAUGCUGCCAGCGAAAACCUUUCAGCCACCAUCAGUUCAGCCCAUUGGAGCGGAGGCAGGCAGGAUGACUCUGGGAUACAAACAUGCAGUUUGUGUUGCUCAAAGCAGCAGUGGUGCUCUGUGAGGGCAGCAGCCUCAGUCUUGGAUAGGAUCACUUCUAUAGUGGAUCAUUCUACAAAUCAACAACUACAGGCGACUGUUCUGUGCUGUUAUGGCGUGAUACAAAAGGGCAGCAGAAACCAUGGAAGUCUGCAGUGUUGCCAUCUCUGCUCUGUGUUGCGCUGCUGUCGUGUACUUUCUAGUGCUGACCUCGUACUGCUUUGUUACCGUUAGACAGUUUGGUUUUCAGCAUUGAUUGAAUAAAGAAGCUGCCUGCCAGCUGAUGUGUUCACAUC